Fundulus heteroclitus (mummichog) is the source of this 635-nucleotide messenger RNA. RefSeq names its product solute carrier organic anion transporter family member 1B3-like. Gene Ontology annotation, biological process: transmembrane transport; sodium-independent organic anion transport. Lineage: Eukaryota; Metazoa; Chordata; Actinopteri; Cyprinodontiformes; Fundulidae. The record is from RefSeq and is a predicted model, not a curated record. Gene Ontology annotation, cellular component: membrane.
GUGCCCUGAAAUGUCCAUGGUGCAGCAGGCAAGGCUGCACCAUGACAAUCACCCAGAUUGAGAGACGCUUCGACAUUCCCAGCUCUCUGAUUGGGGUCAUCAGUGGCAGUUUUGAAAUGGGGAACUUGUUGGUAAUCGCCUUUGUGAGCUACUUUGGUGCAAAGCUCCAUCGGCCCAGGCUGAUUGGUAUCGGCUGUUUGAUCAUGGCCACCGGGUCCUUUAUCAUUGCGCUGCCGCACUUCUUACAGGGUCCUAUGUCCCACAACACUCAAGUCAACAGCACUGAAAACAUCCUGCCCUGCUUGUCCAAUCACAGCCUGACCGAGAAGGAUGAUGACAUCCCUGAUGUAGCAGCCGUGAAAGCUUGUGAAAAGGCAGCUGGCUCGUCCAUGUGGAUCUACGGUUUCCUGGGAAACAUGCUGUGUGGAAUUGGGACUCCCUCCAUGCCGUUGGGAAUAUCCUAUCUGGAUGACUUUUCUAGACAGGAGAACACUCCUUUCUAUUUGGGUUUGUAUGAUUUUUGUCAUGUGCUGCCCUAUCUUGUUAUUUUUGAAUAAUUUGACUUGAUGUUUUACCUGACUUUUGUUACAUCAUCAUAGAUGUUGCUUUAUUAUUGCAAUGCUUACAAAAUGUUU